AUGAGGAAGCAGUUCUCAUUCCAGGAACUAACAAACGUCGGCAGAGUAUCAGAGCACAGAAAUAUCAACCGUCUGCUCAUGGAACACAAUUAUGACAGCGAUGGAAAUCUCAUAGCCUGGCCUUUGAAAACACAAAUACAACGGCGAAAUGAGUUCCCAAUUCCUCCAUCAACAGGUGGAAAAUCCCCUGGUUCGACAUCGGUGCAGCCAAGCGAUAUCCAAGCAGCUUUUGCAGGAUACAGCGAUGAUGAUGACGAUUAUUCAGAGUCUUCAUAUUCGGAGGGGCAAGGGCACACCCGAGCACACAGAAUGAGAUUCCCGCCACAUAAACUGCCGCGCUCAAAGAUUUAUGUGCCCGGUGGUUCCAGCCGCCAUGCCAUACAUGUCGACCCGCUGAGUUCUGAGGACCGGAUAAUAAACAUGUGUUUAUCAGUCAGUGAUGAUCUCGAGCACGAGCUAGAGGAGUUUUCGAAGUUGAGGAGGCUGGGGCGUUUCACCGACGCUUUUCAGUUGUUCGACCAACGGGCCGGUCACUUCUUGCAUAACCGAUACAUCAGAGUCCAGUACGGCCAAUGUCUGCUCGAAGCUGGAGAGCUGGGACGGCUGGCUCAGCUCGCCAAGGAAUGGGAACCUAAACGCUACUCGUCCUCAAUCGAUGCGCUGGAUGUCAUCUGGAUGUUCCUCGCUUGGGAGGUUGAGGCUGUAACGCCACAACUGUCGGAAACAAAGUCAUUUCUCGAGGCAGGCCUAUGCAUGAUCCGCAAACACUGGCCAGGCCUCGACUCUACUGAAAUGGCUCUUCUUGGAUGCCUCUGCAAAAGAAAUGCUAUUUACCCAAGCGGCUUUCUUGCAUCCGACGAUUGGAUCGACCUUUGCGAGCAUCUUGUGGAGGAGGGCAUGAUAUGGGAAUUUCGCGACUUCGCACAGUGGCUGAUCGAAACACGCGAUGAUGGUGAUCUCGUGGAGCACAUGUGCCAGAGGUGGCUGGCUGACGACGGUCGUCCGGAAAACCAAGACGACUCGACUUUGCUUGCCGUUUUGGACAUUCUCGCCAAACUGAGCCUGACCAAGAUGAAGAAGAAAAAAGGAGAUACCAAGGCCGAAACAUGCUUCCAGCUUGCCCAGCAGUUUUCUUUGGAGCUGAUCGCGCGAGACGAAACGUACGCCAAAUCACAGCCGUACUUGAGGUGGAUUAUGGCCAAUGUGAUAAAAGAGGAUCCCGAGGGUUCUCAUUCCCGCGACAAGAUCACAAUCAACGAGACGGAUACGGCAGGCUUCUUAGCCAUCUCGAACGCAGUAUUCCCAUCUUAUUUCCCCCCUAUAUUUGCGCCAGCAGAGGACGAGAUGGCCGAGUGGGCGCCCAAGUCUCGUGGGGCUACGUGGGGCUUGACUGAAACGGUUCGAACGGUCCUCCGCGCCGCCGAGAACCUUGGGGACCACCGAUUCAGAGCUGGGUGUUUAAUCGAGCUUAUGUAUCGCGGUGCAGAGAGCCCUGGGGCGGUAUCAGACGCCCUUAUCGACCAUUGGACCGUGACCGGCAACGCAACGGAAAAGAAGAGGAUGCACUUGUUCCGAUAUAUGCUGGCCAAUACCGAUUCGGCUCGCGAGCGGCUUAGGCUCGAUAUUCUCGCCGAUGGCCCAUUCCACGAGUCACCCGCUCUUCAAUUAAAACAGUACAGAACGCUGCGCGCGCUUUCGAGCAGCGUCAAUGACAAGAGCCGCUACGCAAGGCUCAUUGAGGUCGAGCUGGACAGCUACGAUGCUUGGGAGGAGAUGCUAGGUAGCCUGUCUAUGGCAUUUCCAGAUGACGACAACCCAGAAACGCUCCAUGAAAUCCAAGCGUUCUCCAGGGAACCAAGUCACGACCAGGGAGACGAUGUGGUUGCACGCCACCAGGGGGGCAACCGGCAGCAACAGCUCCAGCUAGAUACAAACAAAGAUGCGGGGCGCGCAGCCUCUUCGGUAACGCGCGAUUAUGAAGAAGAUGUGUCAACCAUACAAGUGCUGCGCAAGAAUCUCAGAGAAGAGGCAAAUUUCAUGCGGCUUGCGCGGGAGAACCUGCAGCUCCAGAAGGAAAGGAUGACGCUUGCGCUUCGACAAUCUGAGGUGCCCAAGCCCGAAGGCGGUGCCGCAAACGAGACAACUGCGCUUACAGUGCCCAACCACAAUCACCCGGGCCAGGAAGCCCUCUUGUUGACAGAGCCAUCCAUGACUGGCCGAGAACGCGUAGGCACAGGGACGCCGGCUUCAUACAUCACCACGAAGAAAAGCGAAGCAUUAUGUCAUGGUCCCGAAGUCGAUGAGUCGUUCGCACAUAUCGGAUCCGGAGAAGGUGACGAUGGCAAGAUUAGAGAUCAUGGUUCGAUGUCUACUGCUGAGUCUGAACAGUCGCAAGCAGAAGUUCGUGAGAAACAAAAGUCGCAAAAGUCCGCAUCACACCAGGUUGAAGUGCAGUCCGUAUCUGACCUAGAAGAUGAUACGAUGGGCUCUCGAGAUGUCAAUGACGGCAAGCUCAUCAAGGAGAUGGAUUUGCUCCGGAAAGAUAACGCUAGUCUGAUUGAGACUCUGAAACUACGAGAUGCUACUCUCAAGUCAACUGAGGAAAGUCUCUCGGCGGCCAAAGCCCAAAACCUCCGCUACAGAGAAGAGCGAAACGCAGCACUGACUGCAAUGGAGGGGAAACUCGGAGGCGGUGCAUCAGACCCCCUUGAGGACUUCAUAAAGCAAAAUGAAAGGGCCAAGGAAGAGAACGCACGUGUUGGACAGCCGUCUUUUCUCCAAUCCAGAAGACCCGCUGAGUAUAGUGCAAACAUUGCAGAUUCGUCCUCGGCGAAUGAAAGGCGUCGAGAAUAUGCUCCCCUGUCUUGA
Molecule: messenger RNA, 2868 nt
Organism: Pyricularia grisea
Lineage: Eukaryota; Fungi; Ascomycota; Sordariomycetes; Magnaporthales; Pyriculariaceae
Exons: 1
Coding region: 1-2868 (955 amino acids)
Source: RefSeq, a predicted model, not a curated record